Bradysia coprophila is the source of this 4416-nucleotide messenger RNA. It is a transcript of the gene Pif1A, whose product is annotated as PFTAIRE-interacting factor 1A. The record is from RefSeq and is a predicted model, not a curated record. NCBI's taxonomy places the organism in Eukaryota, Metazoa, Arthropoda, Insecta, Diptera, Sciaridae. Gene Ontology annotation, molecular function: microtubule binding; kinase binding.
UCAAAAUUAGUCAAUCGGUGUCCAAUCUACGAAUAACUGCACUACAUAAUACUUUGCAACGAAAAUUAAACGAAACAAAAAUUAUUUUUUUUAGUAAUUUUGCUAAACAGUGAACAAUUGAAACAUAAUUUCAUGAGAAUUAAGUAAACAUAAAAUACUGAAACGAAACGAACGACUUUAAUAUUAAAAUUUAACUUAGUGAACUUUUAAUAAAACAAACGACUGCUACUGCGUAUUUCCUGUAUUCUAGUUAAAUAAAAAACAAAUUGAACGUAUACAACCAGAGAUCGUACUUGCGAGUAAAAAUUCAGACAAUAAAGUAAUCUGAAAUCUGCAAAUUAGAUUGGACAUAAAAAAAAUUCCGGGCAGUGAAAAUCAAUUUACCACUCAACAAUCGAAUAUGGAAUCCGCAAGUCCGGUUAAAUCUACCGAAUUCGGAGAUGACAUUGAUGAUGUCAGUGAAAAUCAAACGCAAAAAAGGAAAAACGGAAUAGACAUUGAUCUUAAAUGUGCCGGUGCCACAUAUUGUUCGAAACGAUUUAAAAACAACGAAUCGUCACAAUCGGCCAGCAUUGAACACAAAAAAAUUGUAAGCAAACCUCCAUUACCGCCAAAGUGUGACAAGACCUCAACAAAGAAACGAAAGCUGGAGGAAAAUUCGUCACGAAUGCAAGUCUUAAAUGCGCAAUGUAAUCAAUUGCGAUUAGAAAUACUUGAUUUAAAAGAGAUGUUGGCAAAUGAAAAAAACGCUGUACGAGCGCUAAAGGCACAAAGUGAUGCCGAAAAUCGGAAGGCUAAAAUUUUACUGAAAAAGAAAUUCGAGGAGGAACUACAGGCUACAAAGAAAAUUUCGAUCUCAACGAAACCAAAAACACUAGACAAUGCAUCGACGUCGACACCUGACAGUCAUGGACCCGAAAUCUCCAAAUUGAAUAAAGAAAUUGCCAUGCUGCAGAAACGAAAUAAGAAUUUGGAAGAAAAGUUACAGAUUUCUUCCAAAGCUGAACGUCAAAUAUCUACCGAUUUACGUGAACUCAAGGAUUCAUAUGAAUUACGAUUGACUCAAAUAUCAAAAUCUGCCAAAACAAAAAUUCAUCGAUUGUUGGAGGAAAUUAAAGUGAAAGAUAAGCAGAACGUGCAGUCAAACAAAGCUGCAACAAAAGUCAGAGCUAUCAAGUCCAGGAAUGGAGUUGAAUCAAAUAGCAAGGAAAACGCAGACAAAAGUAGCAGUACUAACCAGAAAACGACGAUUAAAAUUACGACGUGUGGAAAUGAAUUAGCCAACAUGCCACACGAAACUGAACUUAGUUAUUAUAAAACAAACAAAGAUACAUCUGGAUCAGACAAUGAUUCAGUAUUAUCUUCAUCACCACCAUCACUAAGUCCGCAGCCGGGAACAUAUCCAAACAGUGCGGAUAUAUGGCAAAUGCGCUCAAAGGACUCCAAGUUGUUGGAUAAUCUACAGAAAGAUUACGACAAUCUGCAAGAGGAGUACAGCCUGCUGAAUGACAAAUAUUUGUCGGCAAUAAUAAAAAUCGAGCAACUUGAAAAAGAAAAUGCGGCCAAGGACGAUGAAAAUAGUAAAAUUUCUGACCUAUUGGAACGCUUAGCGUACAUGGAAUGUGAGAAAGAGAAACUAUCGAAAGAAUCACAUGAGUUAAGAGAACAAAAUGAACUGUUGGAAUUUAGAAUAAUAGAAUUGGAGGAGAGUCAUGACAAAUGGUCUUUAAGAAGUACAUUAAAUCCUGAUACAAGAGACAUGUGGACUGAUACAUAUAAGACAACAUCCGAAGAUUAUUUCAUUCCAUCAGAUCGUUCCGAUUCGGGCAUCACAUCACCAUACAAUCAACAGAAUUCCGACGACUUUUCACAUUGCGAUUUACCGAGUAUCGAACGUAUCCAGCACGAUGAUAUUCGAAAACGAAUACUUGUUAUGACGAAAAAAUCUUGCUUAGACGAUGAGGAUAAAGUGUGUCUCAUUCAGAUAUCUUCACUGUUAACCAAUCUCGAAGCAAUGUCCCAGGAGCAGAGCAUGACAACUGAGAAUAUUAGCCCCGUAUAUAAUGCAAACCGUAAAAGUCAACCGGAAAGCGUCUCCUCACUUUUGACAUCUUCGCCACCAUCCAAAUCACAGGAACGGAUUAUCGCUACCGUACAACCAUACAGUACAAAUUCGGAGAGUCCAUUCAAAAAGGCCCGCUAUCAAUCAACGUUGAGCCUUCAAGAGUCUGGCGUCUUCGACGUGGACGUACUGUCGCAAUACACUCAGACCGAUGUCGACGAUUUUCCCACCAUAUCGGAAAAGAGUGACCUGAACGUCGAAAUACAAAAAUUGAACAAAUUUCGGAAGAAAAUCGAAGAGUGCGUUACCAAGACGAACAAACCGGUGGGGAAUCUGAUCGCACCGAAAUCUUGCGAUCAACAACAUUUGCAGUUUUAUAAGGAUCGACUGGAGCAGAUGGAGAAUAAGAUUCGGAUUUACGAAUCCAGUGGCGACGUCCAAGUACUACGUUUGGCAGACCGACUGAAUCGAGAAAUUCAAUUGGAAUCAUUUGUUAAACAACUGACCCAACGUGUGGAUAAGCUGGUCGACGACAAUCUGCAAUUGGAAGAGCAACGAUGUGAAUUGGAAGAGGUUGAAAAUGAUACCAGACUUCGGUUGCAGCGACUUGAAGUUGAUUUAGAAAUUCUAACCCAAAGGAAUAUGGAGUUACAGAUGUCGCGGGAUGCGGUAAAAGCACAUGCAAAUUGUCUUCAGGACACCAUCAACAAAGCUCAAGACCGGAUCUAUUAUUUAGAGGAGCAGCGAAAUGAUCUGAAGCAGAAAAUGGAAAUGUUGUCAUUGUUUCUGCCAACAAUUCUACUGUACAACACGUACAAGGUGCAGGAAACCCAAAACACUGAUCAAAUUGAUGAGCUGCAAAUUUCUGGUCUACCCAAUGUGUGCUCUUGCAUUCAGCCUAGAAGCAUGACCGCACCGGAAAAGUAUCGACUUAAUGAGUUAUUGUCACGCGAACGCGAACUUCAACAAAAUAUCGCCGAACUGAAUCGUGCCUACAACGAGACCCUUGAGAGUGCCGACAAUCUAUGGGCGCAAAUGGAGAAAGAUUACAAGGACAGGCUAACCGAAGCGGAAAGUGAGAACGGUUUGAUCAAAGCGAAAAUCGUGCAAUUGGAAGAACGCUUAAAGGCUGACAUAAUAUCGGCACAGGAACGGAUCAAUCAAUUGGAAGAAUCGGAAUCGGAGCUGAAAGAUAAAAUGACCCGAAAGAAUCGUGAACACAAAGAGGAACUAAUUAAGUUCGAAGGCAUCGCCAACGAAUUGUAUGUGCUGAACGAAGAACAUGCGAAAUUGAAGGAUCAAUUUGAAGCGUUAACAGCCAAACAUUUCGAAAAUGAAACGAAGAAAAUUCGUUAUUUGGAGGAGGAACUGCAGGCGGUAAACCAAUUUCAACGGGACACCGAACAGCAGUACGCAAAAGAUGUGAAACAGUUGCAAGAACAAUUGGAGCGAACGGGCAAGGAGCUGAUGUACAUUGGUGUGAGCAAUGGGGAACUGAGAGAAGAGGUGAUCACGCUGGAAAGCCGUGUCAUCGAACUGGGUCAGAUCAAGCUGCAGAAUGAGGAAAGCAUAAAGAAUCUCACGGCUGAAUUGAGGAAUCGGAACGAUGAACUGCUGAAACUUACGCCAAAGGUGAAAGGCAAUCGAAACAGCCUGGCACAGGAACUAGUGCUGUGCGACACCGACGUCGGAUUUGCGGUGAAAAAGCCAAAAAUUGCAGCUAAACCGUUGAAUUUGAAAAGUGUUAAAUUGAAUGGCAACAGGGCAAAGUCUUUAACUGAUGGACUGGAAUUCAAAGCUGACAACGAUGUAUGAAGCUAUACGACAGGAGCCAGAUUAAUUCCAUAACCCGUUGAGGACUGGGCUUAAUUUCUGGAAGAUACCAACAAACAUGGCCAUUUACAGAACACACGUACAACUUACACAGUGCAUCAGACUAGUCACAGAUAAUUUUGUUUUAAAAGUUAUCGCUCAAUUAAAAAAAGUGAAAAAUUUGUGUAAUUUUCGGAAAAGAUGCGUGUCACAAUCUUGAACAAUCCUGUGCAAAAUUGAAUGGCAUCUACAAAUCGAAUUUAUUUAAAAAAAAAAUAUUUUAUUUUUUUCUCCUAAAAAUAUUCAAUUUGCCUAUUUAAUUAACAUUUUUCUUUUCUCAUUUUUUGUUAUUUGUUAUUCAUAUAAUCAUUGAAAAGUUUUCCCAACUCAAAUUUAUAUAUAUUCAUUCAAUAUUGUAAGUGCUGGUUACAAAGCAAUUUAUACCAUUCAAUGCAAACACAUUUCUCGUUUUAGAAUACAAUAAAUAUAAUUAUUGUUUACCUUGUUACAUUUUGCUAUUAAUAAAGUUAAUUCAACGAAAA